AUGAGUCUGGCGGCGAUGGCGAGCGAUGCCGAGCUCCAGUGGGUGUCCCUGCGGCUCCGUGUGCGCUGGGCGGCCGCGCUGGUGCUGCUGCUGAGCUCCCUGGUGAUGCUGCUGCUGCCUCUGGACAACCAGUGCCACGCCGUGCUCAAGGGCCUGUCCCUGCUGAGGAAUAAACUGGGCUCCUCGGGAAUCAGCAGGCUCACGGGACAGAGCACGGAGCUGAGCGUCACCUCCAAGGGGCUGGAGCUGCUGGUGCUGAAGGGAAAAGCAUCCCCAGAGGUGAAGUUGGAAGCCAGAGCAGCUCUGAAUCAAGCCCUGGAGAUGAAGCGCCAAGGGAAGCGGGAGAAGGCUCACAAACUCUUCCUGUACGCCCUCAAAAUGGACCCGGAUUACGUGGAUGCCCUGAACGAGUUCGGGAUCUUCUCAGAAGAGGAAAAGGACAUCCUCCAGGCCGACUACCUGUACUCCAAAGCUCUGGCCAUCUCCCCCCACAACGAGAAGGCUCUGAGCAACCGCGGCCGGACGCUGCCCUUGGUGGAGGAGAUCGACCAGAGGUACUUCAGCAUCAUCGACAGCAAGGUCAAGAAGGUGAUGGCCAUUCCCAAAGGGAAUUCCGCCCUGCGCCGGGUGAUGGAGGAAUCCUACUACCACCACAUCUACCACACGGUGGCCAUCGAGGGGAACACGCUGACGCUCUCCGAGAUCCGGCACAUCAUCGAGACCAGGUACGCCGUUCCCGGGAAGAGCCUGGCGGAGCAGAACGAGGUGAUCGGCAUGCACGCGGCCCUCAAGUUCGUCAACACCACGCUGGUGUCGCGCAUCGGCUCCGUCACCAGCAGGGACAUCCUGGACAUCCACCGGCGCGUGCUGGGCUACGCCGACCCCGUGGAGGCCGGGCGCUUCCGCGCCACGCAGGUCUUCGUGGGCCACCACAUCCCGCCCCACCCGCAGGACGUGGAGAAGCAGAUGGAGGAGUUCGUGCAGUGGAUGAACUCGGAGGACGCCACGAGCCUGCACCCCGUGGAGUUCGCGGCGCUGGCGCACUACAAGCUGGUUUACAUCCACCCCUUCGUGGACGGCAACGGCCGCACCUCGCGGCUGCUGAUGAACCUGAUCCUGAUGCAGGCGGGGUAUCCGCCCAUCACCAUCCGCAAGGAGCAGCGCGCCGAGUAUUACCACGUGCUGGAGGUGGCCAACGAGGGCGACGUGCGGCCCUUCAUCCGCUUCAUCGCCAAGUGCGCCGAGACCACGCUGGACAUGCUGCUCAUCGCCACCACCGAGUACUCCGUGGGCCUGCCCGAGGCUGGGUGCAAACAAACCAUCCCCGUCAAGACUUGAGGGUUUUGGGCAAACUCCAGGACAUGGUGAAGACGUGGGAGAGCAGAACUCCGAGGCGGUCGGUGUUCCUGCUGGGAAAUGACUGGACAGGAGGUGUCGCUUGAGUGUUUUGUUUAUUUAAGUUUGAUUAAAUUAAUAUAAUUUAUUUAUA
Onychostruthus taczanowskii (white-rumped snowfinch) is the source of this 1489-nucleotide messenger RNA. It is a transcript of the gene FICD, whose product is annotated as FIC domain protein adenylyltransferase. NCBI's taxonomy places the organism in Eukaryota, Metazoa, Chordata, Aves, Passeriformes, Passeridae. The coding region runs from base 1 to 1338 and encodes 445 amino acids. Gene Ontology annotation, molecular function: protein binding. The record is from RefSeq and is a predicted model, not a curated record. The transcript is spliced from 2 exons.